CGCCGCCCGCCCCUUCCCGCCGCCGCUUUCGGAUUUCGAGUCCCGGAGAGACGCGGCGCCCGGCGAGGCCCCGUCGAACCUUCCAGACACAACAGCCACCGGCUGCCCGCGCCCGGCGCCGCUGCCCCUCGCGGGGCUCUCUCCGGGGGACACGGAGCUGCUUGACAGGAGAAACACGCCUGCCCCAGCCAGCGAGAGCUGGCGGCCGCCGCACCGUUGCCUACCGAGCGGCCGCUUCCCUCCCUCCGAGCCCCAUCUCCGCGCGGUCGGACCCCUCCACACCCGCCCGUCCCGGCGCCGACGGAACGGGACUGUUCUGGGCAGCGAGGCUCCCCGUCGGCGGUUCCCUUCACUAGCUCGCUCGCUCCCGUUUCACCUUUCUCUUGGGCAUGGCGAAGCUGCGCGGCGGCAGUUCCCGGCCGCUACUCCCGGAGCUGCGGUCGCUCCCGCCCGGCUGCUGCGCGCUCUAGGUGCCUCACGGCGAGCCGCUGCGGCUGCCUGCGAGCCAGCCUCGCUACGCAGGGAAACCGCCUUCCCCCCCUCCCCAACCCCCCCUCCUCCCCCCAUCCCAGCAGCGCCAGCGGCACCGCAACAGGAUCCAGCCGGAUUGAAGGGGGAGGGGGCGACGGUGUGGGGGACGCUCCCCGCUCCCUGGCGGGGGCCGGCCCCGCCCGCCCGAAGGGGCGCCUCACGCUGGGCGGGGCCGGCGCCCGCCAGCGGCACCAAUUGCGCGCAUGCUCCCCGCCCCGUCUCGCGCGAGGCGGCCUUUCCCUGCGAACCGCCGGGAACGGGGCGGGGGGCGGGGAGGGGGGGACGGCCACUUGAUUGGCCAGCCCUGUCACGUGGCCGCACCUGUCCCCGAUUCCCCUCACCCAGACUCCCGCCCUCUCCCCCCCAGCUCGCCGUGGGCGGAGGAGUCGCCUCGUCCCUCCCCGGCACCGCCUGCCCGGGAACCCCGUGGUGCCCGGGGGGAGGCGCAGGCGCGGCAUGGCGGAGAGCGGCGCCUGGCUGCUGGUGCUCAGCGCCGUCUUUCUCUGCAACGCUCUCAAGAUCCUCCUGCCGUCCUGCUCCUCCAUCAUAUCCAGAUUACUACAAAAGGAUGCAGAGCAGGAAUCCCAAAUGAGAGCUGAAAUUCAGAACAUGAAGCAAGAACUCUCAACCAUUAGUAUGAUGGAUGAGUUUGCUAGAUAUGCCCGUCUGGAAAGAAAGAUUAACAAAAUGACUGACAAGCUUAAAACUCACGUGAAAGCACGAACUGCCCAAUUAGCCAAAAUAAAGUGGGUUAUAAAUAUUGUAUUCUACAUCUUACAAGCUGCCUUGAUGAUCUCCCUGAUUUGGAAGUACUAUUCUGAGCCAGUUACAGUGCUUCCAAGCAAAUGGCUCGCUCCACUAGAGCGCCUGGUAGCUUUUCCCACAGGAGUGACAGGUGGUGUUGGAAUUACAUGUUGGCUUGUGGUAUGUAAUAAAGUUGUAGCUAUCAUGCUACACCCUUUCAGCUGAAGGAAUCCUCAUAAUCCAUGGAGUCCUCAACUACAUUUUUAUUAUCCUUGUUUUAAGUGAAUAAAGCAAAAGAAGGAACAUCUGUCUGUCAUGAGACUAGGACUGAGACAAUCUUUGUUACUUCAUUUGCAUAUCAGUCAGCAUUUCCUUUGAUUUAUUUUGCCUUUCCUUGUUAUAGUUUUCAGUUUGGUGGGCAAUUACCAAGGAAGAACAUUACAGUUUAUAGAACCUCAUUUUGUGUUUGUUAUGACCAGUAUAAACACUGAUUGAUGGCAGAACUGUAAGACUUUGUCAUGGUCCAUAUUCACCAAAAUCUAAAAGUGUUGGACUUGUAAAAUGCACUGACAUUGGGAAUUCAUUUGGGACAUUUGCUGUUUUGUUCCUGUAUAAUAUGGUUGUUUCACCCAAAGGUGAGAUUAUAUUUGGUGACAAGUGGUAGUAGACAAUAGAGGUAAUUGGUUUGCUUGGCUUAGAGUAAAACAGGAUUAGUUUCCUCUUUUUUUUUUUUUUUUUUUUUUACACUAAAGUUGGUGUAUUCUUGGACUAUCUUAGAAAGUGCACUACUGGUAGAUACACAGGAUCAGCUUUUUGUCUCUUAGGAGAAUCACUCGGUUGCCAACACAGGAUGGCUGGUAAUUUUUUUUUCCCUGACUUAAAAUUCUUGGAAUUCCUAUUUUAUUGAUAACUGACCUUUCCUUACUUGGUAUUUUUUCUUGUUCCCAAACAGAGGUAGGACCACUGAAACUUAUUUACUUCUGUGUUGUGGGAGGAAAAGUGUGGCCCAAGCUCCAUGGGCCUAAAUUUACUAAAGAGAAAGUAGAAGACAGCACACCUCCUUCAGAGGAUUACAUUUCUAAGGGUUUUGGUGUACACUAGUGACAGUCCGGGAUAACCCAAAACAGCUAAGUAAAUGUAAAAAGGCAAAUUAAUGAUUUAAAUGUCUAAAGUAGUGACAGAAUGGCAGCAAGAAGGAGGAGGGAAAACAAUUUUCUGAUUUGGACUAAAUCCUUCUUGCUGUAUUUAGGUACAGGAAAUGGACACAAUAUUUUUAAUUUAGAGGAGGACAGAUUUUUUUGUUGUACUUGUGCCUGCAGCACAGUGACAAAGUUGCAUUAGCUUCGGGGCUGCAGUGUUCUGUGACCCAAACCUUUAUUCUUUGCAUGAGGCUGAAGGAAGCUGUAGGGGACACCUUUUCUUCUUCUGCUAGGCUUUGUCAUGCUGGUUCAGCUGGUACAGUGGAAUGUAGCUGCUAUGUUAUUUCAGGUCCUCUGCCUUCCUACAGGAAGGAAGGAGUUAGGGCCCCUCAGUAAUUAGCACUGCAUUUAGAAAUCAGUUCAAAAGGUCAUGAUACAUUGUGUGUAUAUAUGCAUGAAAUGUGGGGGUUGAGGUUUUUUUAAUGUUAAUUUAAAGCAAAAAAUCUUUUUAUAUUAAUGAUUACAUUUAGCCAACGUGAAAAUAGAUGCACUAAAUAUAAAGAAAAACUGUUAUGAUUGAAUGUUACAUGUAAUUGUGGUUUUAUUAAUGAAAUAAAGCUUUUCAAGCCAUCUCAGGCCUUCUAAUCCGUUUAUCAAUGUUAAUUACAGUUUUCUUAAACAAAACCCCACAAAAACCAAAACCAAAAACCCAACCACUUCUGGCUUUGCAUAAGGAGAGAAUGUUUCAGUCAACAGGACAACUUGGUUUUUAUUUUUUUUAAAAA
This is a messenger RNA of Colius striatus (speckled mousebird), 3199 nucleotides long. It is a transcript of the gene GET1, whose product is annotated as guided entry of tail-anchored proteins factor 1. Gene Ontology annotation, biological process: tail-anchored membrane protein insertion into ER membrane. Lineage: Eukaryota; Metazoa; Chordata; Aves; Coliiformes; Coliidae. The record is from RefSeq and is a predicted model, not a curated record. The coding region runs from base 988 to 1500 and encodes 170 amino acids. The transcript has 5 exons.